Molecule: messenger RNA, 1257 nt
Organism: Durio zibethinus
Lineage: Eukaryota; Viridiplantae; Streptophyta; Magnoliopsida; Malvales; Malvaceae
Source: RefSeq, a predicted model, not a curated record
AUGAGGCCUUCAUUUGCAUUUGCAUGCUUACUCUUUAUCCUUACUCUUUUCCAGCUCACUGCUUUUUCUUUCUCGUCUGUGCAGGCAGUGCUAUGUCAUGACGAUGAGCGCCUUGCUUUGAUGCAAUUCAAGGAAAGCUUCGUCAUCGACGAGAGCGCAUCUGCUGCUUCCUCGUAUGCUUAUCCUAAGGUUGAUAACUGGACGUUUCAAGGAGUUGAUUGCUGUUCAUGGGAUGGCGUCGAGUGUGAUCAAAUCUCCGGUCAGGUGAUAGGCCUGGACCUCAGCAGUAGCUUCCUUUAUGGCUCUAUCAAUUCCUCCAGUAGUCUCUUCCACCUUGUUCACCUUCAAAAGCUUAACCUCGCACACAAUGACUUCAAUUACUCCGUGAUUCCAUCUGCGUUGGGCAAUCUUUCGAUGCUGACAUAUCUCAAUCUCUCUAAUUCUGUAUUUUCUGGUCAAAUACCGUCAGAAAUUUCAAAGCUCGUUCGAUUAUCUUCCCUCGAUCUGUCAAAUAAUUGGGAUCCUAGCUCCUUUCAACGGUUGUUGGAACUCAAAAUGCCUAAUCUGAAGAGCUUAGUACAGAAUUUUACAGACUUAAAACACCUUCAUCUCUCGUACGUAGAUGUGGCUUCUCCGAUUCCUAGUGUCUUAGCCAAUUUUUCCUCGCUGACGUCCCUUCAUCUCGGGCAUUGUGGACUGCUGGGCAAAUUUCCAUUGCCCAUUUUCCAUCUACCAAACCUUCAAACCAUUUGGCUGGUACACAACUUGGGUCUCACGGGUUACUUUCCAGAAUUCAAUUUCACCAGCCAACUUAAAGUCUUAGCACUCUUGAACACAAGUUUUUCUGGUGAGUUAGCUGCUUCAAUUGGAGACCUUGAUUCAUUGGAAUUCUUGGGAAUUGGUCUUUGCAACUUCACAGGGUUAGUGCCAUCUACGUUGGGUAAUCUCCCCAAUCUCCAUUUUUUGGAUCUUGGACGCAAUUUUUUUAGGGGUUUAGUGCCAUCAACUCUGGGUAAUCUCACCAAGCUCUAUCAUAUGGAUCUUCAAAAUAAUUCUUUUACAGAUGAGCUACCGGACUCAAUUAGAAACCUUAUUUCUUUGGAAUAUUUGGACAUUAGUAAUUGCAAAUUCACAGGAUUAGUUCCAGCUAUGCUGGGUAAUCUCACCAAGCUCACGGUUUUGGAUCUUGGAAAUAAUCUUUUUAGAGGUGAGUUACUUGUCUUAAUUGGAAAAUCAUUAUUUCUUUCCAAUUAUUGA